This is a messenger RNA of Mus musculus (house mouse), 10888 nucleotides long. RefSeq names its product tubulin epsilon and delta complex 1 (gene Tedc1). The record is from RefSeq and is a predicted model, not a curated record. Bases 2021 to 2788 code for a protein of 255 amino acids. Lineage: Eukaryota; Metazoa; Chordata; Mammalia; Rodentia; Muridae. Gene Ontology annotation, cellular component: cilium; centriole; centrosome. The transcript is spliced from 8 exons. Gene Ontology annotation, biological process: microtubule cytoskeleton organization; cytoskeleton organization.
GCUUUUCAGGGCGCUUCGUGUUUAAGGUGUGCAGUAUAGCAUGGCUCUGAAGCGAGGGCAGGAAGAGCAGGUAGAAACUAGCUGGGCGAGGCCAUUUGCUGUGUGGCAAGGGGCCAGGAAGGAGGAGACCCUGAGGCAGAAUAGCUGAAGGUAUCCAGAUGAGCAGAGGAAGGUCUGCAGCAAAACACAGGGAGGGUCAAGGUAAAGGUGAGCCCGCAGUCUCCGCACUUCCGGAGGGCGUGGCCAUCCUGUAGACCGCCGUUAAACUGGCAGGUGCCAAGGGACAGCUCUGCCCCUCCCUCUCACCUCACUUUCCUUUUCCGCACCGCACCCUCUCCCUCUCCACCUGCCUCUUCUUUCCUAGCUUUGAGAUGCAGAGUACACGCAGUACUGUCUGUCCGCUGCUCCAACUAUUUUUGGUGGCGACAUCGAGGGCACAAAGCUUAGUUUGUGUCCGCUCGAGCGUUCAGGUCUCGCCCCAGCAAUUCUUCCUGCCACUCGUCGCCUACAGGCUUGUCUCUGGAUCACCGUUGGCAGCGUCCGGCCUUUGUCCGGCCCUCCUCCACACGCACUGGCGCACAUAAUGUGAUCUUUCGCAUCCGGCUUCCCACAGAGGCUGCUCUGGCUUCACCUAGGUUGUAGCCACGUAGUAGGCUCAUGCCGGUUGCGGAGGAUAGUUGCCGACUGCAUGUCUUUCCCCGUGCAUCAGGUUGCACUCUGGGUUCAUUCUGCCAUUGUCAUGUAGCUACUGUGAAUCCUUGCGGGAUUCUCAAAGCUUACCAAGAUUGCUCCUGAAGGGCUGAGUGCAAAACUAAGUUCAACCUUAAAAGAGAGGGCCGCACCCUUUUAUGAAGUGGAGAAUUUUCCUUAAAAACUGCUCUUCUAGUGGCUGGAGGAAGAAUGAAUAUGGGGACAAGGAAGUCUGGGGCUGGCUGUACAUGAGAGGGAGGAUGGCUUUCCGAAGAGACUUCUGGCGACGUGGCCCCCGGAACUCCCCACCCACUUCGCAGGGCUCAGCUGCUUCUCGCGGAGGCCUGGCGACCCCUGGCGGCGGGUUCCUUCCAGGGCGGCUUCGCAGAGACACUCCCUUCGUGGCUGGGUGGAGCCACAUUGCUCCUUCCUCCGCUCCUCCAGGGAACACCUCGGGCGCAUGCGCGCCCUCCAGCCUCGCGCUUCCCUAGCCCGGGGUUGCUAAGGCGGUUGAUAAGUCGAGGUGCUGAUUGGUGAGUUCCAACGGAGUUGGCACCUCCAAUCCCCGCCCCCGACCCCGGAAGUGCCUGCCUACGGGAUAGACUGGUAGGCACUCAAACGCCAGAGUCAUCGUUCAUUGGGCCUGAGGGGAGAAGGCGGGCCUCAUCCGGAACUGUGAUUGGUCGGGGUCCCGAGCGGGCAAUCCGAGGCUGUCUAGUGCUGGCUGUAUGCGGCGGCGGCGGAGCCGGGUGGAAGGGGCUGCCCGGGCCCUGCCUGAGGCUGUCGCCGCGCUGAGUCGGUGCCUGCCUGCUGGGCCCAGCCCAGAAAUCUUCCGCCGCGCCAAGUUCGAUCGACCUGAGGCGGCUCCAGUGCUCUGGCAGCUUCUCUUGCGCGUGCUCUCACCGCUUGCUGCAAACAAUACCUGGACCGACCUUGCCCCAGAGGCCCAAGCCUGUGUGGUGAAAUCAGCACUGGGCUCCCAAGGCUACCCCAGGUCUGUGCUGCUACAAUUUCCAGACGGCAGUUCUCAGGGAAGCCGGGAACUGCUGUUGGCCCUGUCUUGGCUCCUCGCCCGAGGACCCUUGCUUGAGCAGCUGCUUGCCCAGACCCGUGUGCAGCUGGGUGACCAGUUGCCCCAGUGGGAGCUUUGAAGCUGAGGAUGUACGUCAGUAGUACAGCUUCCCUGUCCUGGUCCUUCCUCGAGAUAUGGGAUGUAUAGCAGGGCUGACUCUUGUUCCCUCUCUACUGUGAGGCCCCAACCAGUCCUGGUCCUCCUGCACCCUUUGUGGAACCAAAGAGCCCCGUGGAUCUCCGACUAGUGGAAUGGCUGAUGGGAAGGCUGCGGUUUAGGUGGCGAUGCCUGAUCUCUAGUCAGCAGGAGCAGUGUAUCCUCCUCAGCAAGAUCCACCUGUACACGCAGGGAUGCCACAGCCAACAGAGCCUUGGCCAUCUUUCUGUUGCCGAAACAGAGAUGCUUAGAGAUCCAGAGAGCGGUCAGCAGCUUCUGCAAGCACUGGAGAGUGAGAACAUCCGCCUGGAGGCAGCUCUGGAGUGGCGGCGCCGUGAGCUGGUGUUCUGGCAGUGGAUGGAUACAGUUUUGGAUACCUGUUCCCCUGAGACUCCUGCUGUGACAUCCCAGCCAACAUUCCUGCCCGAGAUCUCUGAAGGUGGGCUUGGUGAGCUGGAGUCCGUUAAACAAGAGUUGCAGGCCCUGCAGGAGGAGCUACGGGAAGUGUCUGAGCCCCGGCGGGCUGCGUGGGAAGCCCGGGUUGGAGGCCUAGGUCAGGGGCCAGAAUGGAGCAACUCAAGGAAGGCCCUACAGGAGGCUGUCCAGCAGGAGUUGGCAGCCCUGCAGGGGUCCUGGGAGCAAUCCAGUACCCCUGGCCAGCCACAAAGACCCCAUCGACUGGUGAGAAGUAAAGAUGGGGCACCAAGACCCCAAGGCCUACAGGCAGCCGAGGUGAUCAGGACACUGAGCGCCAAGGAGGCCUGUCUGAAGAAGGCGUUGCACCAACUGCAGCGGCAAUGUCAGCAGGAGCUAGCCAGGCUGGCUGGUGCUCUGCCUGGCUUGAUUUGGAUUCUGCCUCCUGAACACUGAAGGCCCUAGGAUGUAGCCAUCUGUGUAGGAUCUCAGAGGCAAGGAGCAGAGAGGUCCAGGCUUGUGUUCCCUCCAGGGCCAGAGCCCUUUCGCCUAUGGUUUUGGUGUUACAACAGUCUGGUCCUCCUGAGAGGUUUGGAGGGGACCUAUAUAUACGCGGUAGAGCUGUUCCUGGGGAUACCUGGCUGCUGCCCUCUUCCACUGUCCCUUUAUCUUCCUCUUUUUGGCACACUGGGAUGUGUGUAGCGUACGGUUGGCACCAUGCUGUAAUCACACAUGCCCCAAAGUACAGGAAGUAUUGGGCCUCCCUGAGUGGAACAGCUCUGGUUGUUUCCCUGAACCUCUUUCUUAGACUCUGGCUCUAUGCCUCCUGCAGCAGAGCUCCCUCCUGUACUGGGCCACGGAUGCGCCUGAUGUGUGUGUGUGGUGGGAAGCUGGAUGGGAGCCUGGGGGCUCUGCCUGGGAGACCGGAGGAGAGGAAGCUGCGGUGCAGACAGAAGGCUUUUGUUCUGAAGGCUGCUGGGCAAGCUCGGCGCUCACAAAGCAGCCUGUGUCCGGGACGUGCGUACAGCCUGGUGGGAUAGUUCUGUCCUAACCCAGUCUUUCCCAGCCAGCAGGCUCAAGCGGGUUCCAUGGUCUCUAGCCCUACCUUCCUUCCAAUCCCCAGCUCCAAACACUGACCAGGCACUGGACAGCCGGUAGGACCCACCAGGCAGCCUCUGUCUCUUGCUUAUCUAGGCCAGAAGCCACUACGUGACUCGGAGCCUUGAACACUAAAACAUUCUUUCAUGGGGGUUUCCUGCUUGUCUGGUGGUGUGUGCUGGAGUGACAGCUCAUGUCUGGGUACAGGUGGCCUGUGGCCCUGAGGCAGGACACCAUAUGGUUAGCUACAGUGAAUGUUCCUAGCCCACUUCUGGAUGGCCAGUGUCUAAUAGGUCCUUCCUAACUUUUACGGACAUAGCUCCUAGAAUCUCUGGAACCUCCUGCCUGCCGCUGGGCCUCUGCUGGACCUCCUGGCCCGCAGCCCCUGUUCCUGCUUGCGAACACUUGUUCAGCUCUUCUUGCUGCUUCCACCAGUGGGUUCCGGCUCUGGUCCAGGGCAUGUGGGAACUUGACUGUCUGGCUCCUCAUGACUGUGAUGUGGUCUAUAAACAAAUCUACUUAAGCUCGCUGUCUCUGAAAACUGCCCUGCUCUAGGACUUCCAGUGGUCCUCUGGAACUCACCCUUAAAAAUCCAAAGCGGAUUCAGAGCUCUCGCUUCUCCAUCUGCUCUGCAGAGUUAGUGCAAUUCCUGUCAGAAUCCUCUGUGUGUGUGUGUGUGUGUGUGUGUGUGUGUGUGUGUGUGUGUGUGUGUGUGUGUGUGUGUGUUUGUUUGUGUCUGUCUGUCUCAGGCCAUGAGAAGGCAAGAGCCUGUAGGGGUAGGGGGCUUAGCCAUGGGACUCAUCCUUGGUCAAGUUGUCACCUGGGAAGGACCUCAGAACUAGCUUUUCCACACAAGGGCUUGAAAUAGCCCACGUUUGUGGUCUCAGUGCUCUGUGUCCUCAGCUCCCAUACUUGGGAGCCACACAGUCAAGUAGGAAUAAAAUGUAGUGUCAGUUGGCCACAAUGUCCCUGGCAGAUCCUGACGUCCUGGGGCAAGUUCACAGGUUGAUGACCGUGCUGCUCCAGGGUCCUGCAGCAUAACAGAUCAGGCAUUAGGGACCACCAUCAACCCUAUCCUCCCUGCCUCUGAGGAAGACCACGUUGUCCGCCAGGACUCCCAACCUGAUCCUAAGGUCCGCAGCAUCUUUAAUACUUGUCACGAGAACUGAAGCUCUGGCCACCCACGGGUACAUUUGAGGCCAGCAGGUGGACAGUGGGGCCAUGCUCUCGAACCAGUGAGGACAUGGAGUUUGUUCCUUGGGUUCCCACCCAAGGCAGACACCUCCUUGCUUGAGGUAGUGGGGAAUACCAGAGGUGGAUUCCUGACACCGGAAUGUGCUGACUGGAAGGGAAGUUUAGUAAUUCCAACUCUUGUCAAAACUAGAAACUUCUGUUUAAAAGUCGACAUUAAUAAGAUGUGUCUCAAUGGCGGAACGCUUGAGUGUCUUAUGUGAAAUUGGAUUUCAUCUCCAUCUUGGUUUGAGGUGGUGGUGGCGGUGGAAACAGUUUGGGCUGGGAGUGUCAGUUACGUUUGCAAAUGGUUCGGUGUGCAACAGGACAUCAGUCAUGGAAGGGUUGCUGUGCAAGGCAGGAACUGAGAUCGGUAAGUAGUCAUCUUCAUGGCUGCCGGUUGAAUGGGAAGGGGGUGCCAGUUACAGGCCGGAAGGUGUGCUGAGAAACGGCUUUGGGUGGGGGAAGGAACCAACGCAGUGGAUGGGGAGAACCACUUCUAGGCCUAUCCCAGAGAAUUAGUUGUACAUGCACAGGCCUGGAUGGGACUGCCCGGGAGCUAUAUAACUACAGAAACCAGAAAUACCCACGAUGUUAAGAGACGCCAAAGGAUGCUGCAGUCCUGAGUGUAAAAAUUCAGUAAUCUUGAAUCUGGGUGAGGUGGCGCACACCUUUAGUUCCAGCACUUAGGAGGCAGAAGAGGCAGGCAGGUCUACAAAGUGAGUUCUAGGACAGCCAAGGCAGUUGCACAGAGAAACCCUGUCUUAAAAAGCAAAAUCAAAAAACAGCUUUAAAAAAGCAGUAUGAUAUUUAACGAGGCCAUAAUAAUAAACAGUUUUGUUUAUUAUAAUAAAGCAGUGCAGAGGGUGCACCUAGCACCGAAAGAGAACCCAGUUAAUCGGCCAGAAAAAGACUGGCACAAUAAUCUCAUUCAUGGAAUGUGCUAGAACAAGGGUAGGUGUGGGUGUUCUCCCCAUCCCAUGAAGAUGCUGUAAGAAGCUUCGCCCUUCAUAUAACACGGGUGGGUGGGUCAGCCCCGGGUAACGGGUCAGCCUGCAGCCCUCCUGCAUACUUGUGUAGACACUGAGAGCAUCCUCUGUAAUUCCAAGACCUAGUGCUGGCCUGCAGUCUCUCCCCCAUCACUUUCCACCUCCACUCUGCCAUCUUCACUGCUGCCACUGGGCCGAGUGCAGCACCUGGGGCAUCUCCGAUGUCUCCCAGUUGACUGGAGAAAGCUGAGCAGCCUGGUUGUAUAGCCAGGAGGGGAUGUACGGGUGUACGACAUGUUUGUUAAUGGAGGAUUCUGUUUACACAAAUGGGCCCAGCUCCCAUUUCUCUCAGCACUGGCUUCUUGCUGAGGUACUGAGGAGGCAGCCCUCUUCACACUCAGAGUGAGAAAGAGUUUGAGGGUCAUACCUGGGAUGGUGCCUUUCAAGACUGCCGGGGUCGUCCUGCAGAGUAGCGGGGACUCAGGCAAGGCCUCUUGGGUUAGGUGUCCAGUUACGGUGGCAUAUUCCCAGUGAAGUGUCUAAAACAGCCAGCUACUUUGAGAGCAGUGCCACCAGCUUUGAGAGAAAGGACUGCCUGGCAGACAGGUCCCUGCUUGAGGCUGCCAGCCCUCCAGGAAGGGUCUUCCUGCCACUCAAAGGCCUGUGGCCUACACCUGCUGCUAUUUUGCUCAUCUGCACAAAACAAAAUGUUGGGUGUUUACAGUUCAACACAAAAUGGACGCUCAUCAGCUUUUAACCAUGCUCAGCAGUGUCUGGUCCUGCCUCAGUGCCCUCGGGACUUGCUUCUGUCAGUCUGUCCUACUGUUGCCAUUCCCUCGGGCCCACAGUCUCUGUCCACCUGUAUGGUCGUGAGGUCUCAUGCCUUGUCCCACCAUGCCCCAACAGGUGCCUCUGACGCUUUGUCCUGCAGGAGCUCUGGGCUUGGAGCUGUCGCCAAUCCUGAGGGUAUGAGUGCUCUGGUGACCAUCUUCUCCUCCUGCCCUGGUCCUCCUCUCUCAUUCUCUGUUCAUGUUUGUCUCUUUCCUUACCCAUUUGGCAGACAAUAACAAAAACCCACAAGGUACUCUUUGAUGAGGUAGGGAUGGAGUGGGACCAGAGUUGAGCACCCACGGCUUAAAUCGAAGAGAAGGGACACUGAGCAAACCCAUGCAGUGGAGCUAGUGGGCUGGCGUGGUGGGGUGGGGGAGGACAACAGCCUUUGGUUGGACUAAGUUUCGUGUGUAAAGGGAAGAUGGUGGGAGGUAGGGCGGAAUACAGCAGGGCCUAGAUCUGAUUUUUUUUUUUUUUUUUUGGUUUUUCGAGACAGGGUUUCUCUGUGUAGCCCUGGCUGUCCUGGCACGCACUUUGUAGACCAGGCUGGCCUCCAACUCAGAAAUCCGCCAGCCUCUGCCUCCCGAGUGCUGGGAUUAAAGGCGUGGGCCACCACGCCCGGCCCUAGAUCUGAUCUUCAUUUUGGAUGGCCUAUUCUGGCUUGAGAGAAAUUCUGGGGUCAAGCAGAAGGGAGGUGAGGCCUGCCUGGGGAGCUACAGGGGUCCAGUUGCUGUAGGCACAAGGUCUGGUGUCCUGGUCACGAACUGUCCUAGUCUUAGAGCUUAGUCAUCCAUGGAGCCCAGCUUUCACCAUGUAUCUCCAGCUAUGGCAUCAGUUUGUGGGGCGCCUAACACUUCACAAACUGAAGCUGGGGCUAGAGAAUAGGUGAGAACUCCGGUGAGAACUUUGGUGUGGGUGUGACCACACUGGAAGCCAUGGAGCCAAGAUGCAAAUCUGAGGCCUGGGCCUCCUGCAAGCAGCAGCUAUGAAAAUGAAGUCAGAGCCACAGGCAUGGGUGCCACCCGAGGUUGUACAAGCAGGACGUGACUGUUAGACCAGGACAGCACGGGGUGGUGGUACCCUCAUACUGUGACAUGCAGGGGUGUCCCCUGAGGUUGUACAAGCAGGAAGUGACUGUUAGACCAGGUACCUUUGUACCCAUGCUAAGAGAAAGGACCUGCAAGCUGCGAGCACCACAGUGCCUGGCAGUCAAGGGAGAUCUUAUUGAUUGCAGGGGGUGUAGGGCAGGCUCUUCCUGUGCGGUCUGUCAGUCUGUAACCCAGCUUCCUCUUUGUGGACCAGAGCUUUCCCUGAACCACUCCAUUAUACCCUAGGGACCGUGAGGAUGUGGUAAUAGAGACAACACAUGUGGUAGGGACACCUGUCAGGCCUCAAGCCCUGGGAUGUAAGCCGGGGAGCCUGGGACCGGAUGAGACACUGUUGCUCCCGUCCCCACACACCUGCAGGACACAGUGACUCGGAGCUGGCCCUUCUGGCUCCUUGCUGUUCCGUUGCAGGCCUGGUGGUCUCUGAGCUUUCUCUGUUUACGAUAUUGUCUGUGUCUCAGUAGUUUCCUUACAUCCUUUAGAGAGAUGGCUCAGUGGGUGAAUCGCUUGAUAUGCAGGCACAAACACCUGAGUUUGGAUCCUCAGCACCUAUGUAAAAAGUUGGGUUUGGAGUCACGCGCCUGUAAUGUGGGUACUGGCAAGAAGAGAUGAGGGUCCAAAGCAUGUGCUGGCCAGACAGUCUAGUUCAUUGGUGAGCUCCAGGUUCAUUGAGAGACCCUGUUACAAAAAAUAAGGUGGAGAUGAGGGCUAGAGAGGAUGGCUCAGUGGUUAAGAGCUCGGACUGCUCUUCCGGAGGACCUGAGUUCAAUUCCCAGCAACCACAUGGUGGAUCACAACCAUCUGUCAUGGGAUCUGACGCCCUCUUCUGGUGUGUCUGAAGACAGAGACAGUGCACUCAUAUACGUUAACUUAUAAAUGAAUAUUAUAUUUACAUAAUAUAUGAUUCUACAACAAUUUUAUAUAUAAAAUUUAUUUAAUUAUAUAUGCUUUUAGAAUGAUAUAUAAAAAAAUAUAUAUAAUUAUACACAGAGAAACCCUGUCUCAAAAAGCCAAAAAUAGAGCUGGAGAGGUGGUAGUUCAGGAGUUAAGAGCAGUGGCUGCUCUUCCAGAGGUCCUGAGUUCAAUUCCCAGCAGCCACAUAGUGGCUCACAACAUUCUGUAAUGGGAUCCGAUGCCCUCUUCUGGUGUGUCUGGAGACAGUGACAGUAUACUCAUAUACGUAAAAUCUUUUUUAAAAACCUCAAAAUAAACAGAAACCAAUCUAAACAAACAAACAAUACAAAAAACAAGUAUAAAACCAUACUGGAAUAGACGUGGUGUCGAUCUCUGUCCUAUACAUGUGUGCAUGUGCUCGCAGACACACAGACCAACAAAAGGAAGGCCUAGCAGUUGUGUGGACUUGGGUGGGUCAGAUAGCACAGGAGUUUUUGUCCCGUCCUAGGAAGUUAAUUAUGGAGCUGAGAACUAAGUAACUAAGCUGGUAGAAUUCUUGCCUAGCAUGUGUGAAAGUCUGAGUUCUGUCCCCAGCAUCUGAUAAGCUGCAUGUAGUGGCCGGAGCCUGUAAUCCCAGCCCUUAGAAGGUAGAGGCAAGAAAAUCAGAAGUUGAAGAUUGUCCUUGGGCUACAGAGCAGGUUGAAGCCAAUUUGGGCUGCACAAGACCUUGUCUCGAAAAAAAAUGUAAAAGACACAUAAAUGGGUGUGUAUGUGUGGGCAAACCAAUCCAAAAAGCCUUGGUUUAGUUCUUAAACAGCUGUGCUUGUGUGAUGAGAGGAUCGUGGGGCUACACUUUCAAGCUUUUAUGGGAUCAGGUGGGAUCAGCUGGGCAUCCUGAUUUGCUUUGGCUUUUGCCUGGAAUUUGCUUUCUUAUCACGGCAGUGGCUGUCAACCCAGUUUGUUAAGGAAAUAAUCAAAGGGGUGUGUGCCCAGUGUUGAAACCCUCAGCUCUCUCAAGCUGCUCAGGAGGUAUCUGAUGGGCUGUAUAUCAAUCACUAUGUGAGCUUCCCUCAAAACUGAAAUAACCAAGUGUAACGGCACACACCUCCAAUCCCAGAACUCAGGAGGUAGAGGCAUGUGAGUCUCUGAGCUCAAGUCAGCUUGGUCUCAAAAAAUAUGCCCCACUCCCCCAGUACCUUGCAGCGUUCCAUGAGAAUUCACAGUGGCAUCCUGGGAUGCCUUAGCACACACUUCAGGAACCUAGCUCCAGCUAAUACCUGUCUUUGUGUUUUCCCACUCUGUCUGUACUGACAUGUCUUAAAAGACUCACACUGGGCCGGGUGGUGGUAGUGCAUGCCUUUAAUCCCAGUACUCAGGAGGCAGAGGCAGACAGAUUUCUGAGUUCGAGGCCAGCCUGGUCUACAAAGUGAGUUCCAGGACAGCCAGAGCUACACAGAGAAACCCUGUCUUGAAAAACCAAAAAAAAAAAAAAAAAAAAAGGACUCACACUGGGAGUAUUGUUCUAACCCAAGCACACUAUGCCAUGUCCGGUGAGGUCUGUGUACCCAUCUCCGUCCAUUUCCCACAGUUCAACAGCACGUUAUCUCUGGUUCUCUGAAGCCUGCUCUGGAGCAAUGACUUGGCUGUCUGGUCAGGGUGACAGUUGCAACCCAGUGCCUGCAAGCUCCUGCCAGGGUCCCUGACACCCUUUAACAAGCUUCAGCUUCUAUAGACUGUUGAUUGGACAUUAAGUGGUCAUUCUGUCCCAUGUGACUGUUUUGAUUGCUGAAGUCUAGUACAUGCACUUACUUAGUUUUCUGGUCUUAUUUGAUGAAUGUGCACAUAUGUGUGUGGAACAUGUAUGUUUGCAUGUUUGUAUGUAGGCACAAGUGUGCAUGGGGUGGCACACAUGCACAGGUAGGUGCAUGCACAUUCGUCCAUGUUGAGUGCCUUUCCCGCUCACGUUCAUCUUACAUGCUGAGGAACGGUCGAACGGUCUCUUGCCGAACCCAGAGUUUGCACUUGUAGUUAUUUGGGCUAGACAGCUGUUCUAGGCUUCCUCUGUCCUCAUUCCCUGUGCUGGGACUACAGGCAGGCCACCCUGACCUUCGUGCACUACAAACACCUCAUUCACUGAGCAAUCUCUGUAGCCCUGUUUAUUUCUUCUGUAAAUGACUAGUUGUAUCUUUUUCUUUCUUUCUUUUUUUGAAACAGGUUUCUCUGUGCUGUCCCGGAACUCGCUCUGUAAACCAGGCUGGCUUUGAACUCACAGAUCUGCCUACCUCUGCCUCCCUAAUGCUGGCAUUAAAGAUGUGUGCAAUGGUGCGUGCCUGCGCACAAGCAUACACGCGGAGGCCAGAUCUUCAUCACUUUCUACUUUUUUUUUAAUUAAAGGCUUACUUAUUUUA